This is a messenger RNA of Monoraphidium neglectum, 669 nucleotides long. RefSeq lists its product as hypothetical. The coding region runs from base 1 to 669 and encodes 222 amino acids. The record is from RefSeq and is a predicted model, not a curated record. Lineage: Eukaryota; Viridiplantae; Chlorophyta; Chlorophyceae; Sphaeropleales; Selenastraceae. The transcript has 4 exons.
AUGAAUAGUAUGCAGAACCUUGUGGUGCUUGCCGUGCUUGCGGCCGCCGUGGUGCUCCCAGGUGCCCUUGGGCAGGAUGGGCGCACAUUAAAGACCUUGAACCCAGGCACUAGGUUGGUGAACGCCCAGUUUCACCUGGACAAGCAGCUCUACAAGGCACAGGUCACCCAGGUCGUCGCGCGCGAGAAGGCCAUUGGCAAGGUCGGCAAGACCCUCGAUAAGGCCGCCGACCGCGAGGCCCACCUGGACCACAAGGUCGACAAGGCCGCCGACCACGCCGCCGCGCUCGCGGCCAGGGCCUCCCAGAGCGGCAGCAUCGGCUCCAUGAAGCGCGCGGCCCUGGCCGAGAUCGACGUGGAGAAGGCCAUCCGCUUUGCUGACCGCGAGAAGGCUGAGCUGCAGGCCAAGGUCGACCGCAAGAUACAGAACACCAUUGACUGGCAGGCCAAGAAGGAGGACAAGGCCGCGCAGCGCGUGGACAAGGCCCAGGUGCGCCUGGACAAGGCCCAGGUCCGCUUCGACGCCUUCCUCGGCCGCAAGAGCGGCGGCUUCGGCGGCCUGCAGCUGCCCCAGCUGGGCGGCUUCGGUGGUGGCGAUGAUGGCGCGCAGGCGGGCGCAAUUGGCGGCAUGCAGCCCGGCGGUGUGCCCAACCUGCCGUUUCUCCCUUGA